Molecule: messenger RNA, 4471 nt
Organism: Silurus meridionalis
Lineage: Eukaryota; Metazoa; Chordata; Actinopteri; Siluriformes; Siluridae
Gene: runx2a
Product: RUNX family transcription factor 2a
Exons: 8
Coding region: 91-1506 (471 amino acids)
Biological process (GO): neuron differentiation; hemopoiesis; regulation of transcription by RNA polymerase II
Cellular component (GO): nucleus
Molecular function (GO): DNA-binding transcription factor activity, RNA polymerase II-specific; ATP binding; RNA polymerase II cis-regulatory region sequence-specific DNA binding
Source: RefSeq, a predicted model, not a curated record
UCAGAGACCCGACAAGUCAUUUAGCACGUCAAGGGUCACGGCGCCCUCGAAAGGAGACGUUAUCUGGCGAGGAUAUAUCCAAGUGUGGCGAUGGCAUCUAACAGCCUUUUCAGCUCGGUCCCUCCGUGUCAGCAAAACUUCUUCUGGGAUCCGAGCAGCAGCCGGAGGUUCAGCCCGCCGUCCAACGGAGUGCAGGCUCUGCCCGGGAAAGCGGCGGAUGCGAGCGCGGCGGGAGCGACGCAGCACGAGGCGAACACGGCGGCGGUGCCGAGACUGCGCGCGCACGACAACCGCACCAUGGUAGAGAUCAUCGCCGACCAUCCUGCCGAGCUCGUGCGCACCGACAGCCCGAACUUCCUCUGCUCCGUGCUGCCGUCUCACUGGAGAUGCAACAAAACCCUACCGGUCGCCUUCAAGGUGGUCGCACUGGGGGACGUUCCUGAUGGAACAGUGGUAACAGUUAUGGCAGGUAACGAUGAGAACUACUCGGCAGAGCUGCGGAACGCCUCCGCCGUCAUGAAGAAUCAAGUGGCACGCUUUAAUGACCUGAGGUUCGUCGGGAGGAGUGGGCGAGGGAAGAGCUUCACUCUGACAAUCACAGUAUUCACCAACCCUCCUCAAGUGGCCACUUACCACCGAGCCAUAAAGGUCACAGUGGACGGACCACGAGAACCAAGGAGACACAGGCAGAAGCUGGAAGACCCUCCAAAGCCAGGCUUGUUCUCAGAGCGCCUGAGUGAACUAGAACGCUUGCGCCACAGCACCAUGAGGGUCGGUGUGCCCACGCAGAGCCCCCGGCCAUCUCUCAACACCGCCGCAAACUCUUUCAGCCCACAGGGACAAACGCAGAUCUCAGACCCACGGCAGUCACAGUCAUCUCCGCCGUGGUCUUAUGAGCAGCCAUACACGCCCUAUCUGAGCCAGAUGACUUCUCCUUCCAUCCACUCCACCACUCCGCUCUCUUCCACCCGAGCCACAGGCCUGCCUGCGAUCAGUGAUGUACCAAGACGUCUCUCAGGUACAUCAGAUCUGAGUCCUUUUGCAGCCGACCCACGCCAGUUCGAGCGCCAGUUUCCCAGCCUGUCCUCUCUCACUGAGACACGCUUCUCUAGUCCCAGGAUGCACUACCCUGCCACAUUCACCUACACACCAACCCCUGUGACAUCAGGCAUGUCUCUAGGCAUGUCCAGCACCACCCACUACCACACCUACCUGCCACCUCCAUAUCCAGGUUCCACUCAGAACCAGAGUGGGCCAUUCCAGACCAGCAGCACGCCAUAUCUGUACUAUGGAGCUUCGUCCGGCUCAUACCAGUUCUCCAUGGUGCCAGGGGGGGAACGCUCCCCAACACGGAUGCUGCCACCAUGCACCAGCGCCUCAACAGGCAUCAACCCCAACUUGCCUGCUCAGACUGAAGGCACCGAGGCCGACGGCAGCCACAGCAGCUCACCCACUGCUCUCAACUCCAGCGGCAGGAUGGACGAGUCCGUGUGGCGGCCAUAUUAAAAGAGAUCAGCCAUAUAUGGAGGGUUACACAGGUCAACGUAGCAAUGCUCACAAGCUACGCAAGUCUCGUAGUAAUAGUCCUUAUGAAAUUGGUUUCUAAGCACAAAUGCUACAAAUUGUGCAGGUUAGAGAAUAAUGAAACUUUAGUACUUUAGUUUACAAGUCCAGGCAUUACUGCGAGCUAUCUAACGAUCCACUGCAGUACCGGUGCAGAACCGGCAAGCACUCUGUUGCUGAACUGAACUGGUAGAAGAACUCAUUGUAUUAGGUACACGUUUCCCAGACUAUUGACUGAGACUGUUUUCAUACUAACUCAGUGUAUUUUAGAAUUUUCUUUUUGACACUGAACAUGUUUGUUUUUUAUUUAUGAGUGAAAAGUCAUAUAUAUUAGACGGUACCUGAUCAUGUAUAUGCCCUCAGAUUUUCUUAAUUUAUGUAAAAUUGUAGCAGAUAUGGUACUAAGAAGCAAUAUAAGCCAUAUAAACCGUAAAUUAUGCAAAGUGGUUAGAGGGACAAAAAUUUUGACGCUUGAAUAAUAUGUAGGGAAUGAUUAAUAACUUAAUUUUAUAUUUACUCCUUAGUAAUUUAAAUGGUAAUGCAAACACAUAUCCAAUAUGUAAACAAUGAAGGAAAGAUGUCAGACUCAGAUAAAAUAUUUUUUUCUUUUUUCUUUUAUGUUCUUGGGUUGUUGCUUCCCUCCUUAGAAUACUGUGUCCAUAGGGAGGGGCAGUACGCUUAAACAAUGAGGGGCACUUGCAAAGGUAACAAGACCCAAGUCUUGAUCUGAGUGAUGCAUUUAUUUACACAUAUGUGACAUAUUCCGCUCUCAGUUCUUAUUCUGACUUUUGUUUAUUCGAUGUUUUAUCAAGUUAAUUUAUUUUUUUUUAUUAAUUUUUCUUUUAUUUAAUAAUAACGAGUGACUACGAGCAAGACCAAUAGCAUUGUCUCACUCUUUCCAGGCUGCCUCUAUUUCUUUCCGUUUACAGCACCCUUAGAAUCACAAUACGUGUCGCAAUCGUGAGCUCUGAAUAGAUGUACAAUGUACACAAUCAAUACAAGGAAUCGGCCUUUAAUCCUUAAACAGACUGUUAACUGUGCAUGUGUGAGGUCAGGUGAACUCUAUGCAAAAAAAAAAAUGUAUGUAUAAAAAUAUUUUUACAUUUGCAUUUUACUUAUGUGCAUGCAUACAUCCCAGAAAUAAUACUCAUAACAAGCAGAAAAAAAGUAUGUCAGAUGUUCCAGGUAAUUUCCUAAAAGUCUGAACUGAACUUAACAUGUUAUAUUUCAUGAUGCAAAUUUUGUAAGCAGAUAUUCCAGCAUAGAGACAAUCGCCCACUUUUACCCAUCGGAAUUACUUAAUUAAUACUGUUUGCAUUUAUUGUUUCUAAUUGUAAUUCUGAACUUAUUUAUUGCGUUGGUGAACCAUGUGUCAAGAACGAUUUCUUACUGACAGAGAUCUGCAAAAAAAUUUCACCGAAUUUAUAUUUGUAAUGGUGUAAUAUUUUAUGAGAUUUAAUCACGGUCUUUGAAUAUGUGUGUGUGAGUGUAUGUAUGUAUGUAUGAGUGUUUGUUUUUUUGGAUUCACACAAUACUUCAUUUGUAUAUUGUAACUUAAGAGGCUGCAGGCAGCACCCUGGGAAACCAAUGUAAGUUUUUUUUUUUUUUUUUUUUUUUUUUCAUCUGGAUCAAAGCACUUCUUUUUUUGGUUUUAAAUAAAGCCUUGAUGCCAUGGGAGAAAGGGAACAGCUAAACAGCCAGGUCAUGAAAGUCAUCACUUAGGUACAGGGCUCGAGCCAGAUUGAGUUUACAACUAAUAUCUAAACGCACACAGUACAGUCAACAUAGAGUCCCAGAGAUUAAGUAUGCAAUAUUUGAUUUUUUUUGUAUCUGUGUCUGUGUGUGUGUUACAGUACUGCUACAAUAUUAAUCAGGGUUUUAACUUGGGUAUAAACUGGACUGACUGUUGGUGAGAGCACAAAAAUGUCACUCUGGCUCAAAGUGAUGAGACAGUUUUUCCGGCAUCUCCUUUUUAAAUCUGAUUCCUCAGUUUCUUUCUCAUUUUCUUGUUGUCUUUUGGCUGUGAGAAGAGCGAACAUGUUUACAAUACUGCAAAAGACUUAAAGAACCUCUGCACUGUUACCGUGAUUAAAAUAUAUAUUUUGUAGAACUGCUUUAUGCCAGUGAUAAAUAAUACCAAAUAGUUGAUUCGUUCUGUUCAAAUAUUAUAUUGACAUCGCACAGUCUCGCAAGCAAUUUUGGGUUUUCAUCCAAUAGCUGACAAACGUGUGGCUCGCGUCGGAGCCCUGAGCUUUAUGAAUGGCCUAGCGAGUAAUGUUAAUCAGAAGCUGUGGUCAGCAAAUCUGCUGAUGGAGUCAGUUCCAGGAUUUUUCAUCUCCAUGUGAAAUCCAGCACACUCGGAGUUGACUGAUUGGCCGCGUUCACAGCUCUGAGGUCUUCGGGGGUCACUUGGGUUUCAUAACUAACCAAAAAAGAAUUUUCCCCUCUGAUUAAGUGGCCUAGCAAAUGCUAAGGCCUGCAAGCUGAGAACCGGAAAAAUUCACAAGCAAGUAGAAUCAGCUUGGCCCAUCAACGGCAGCAAAUGCAUAAUUCGGCACCGUACGUUAGAACAUGUCUCUCAGAUACAGUGUUUUGCAUGUAAUAUUCUGGAAAUCAACCCUUUUAUACAUAAAUAUGUUUUGAAUAACCUUUGUAGACGUUUCAUUUGUAAACUGCUGCAAAACAUUUUGUUUACUUUUAUCAUUGCUUUCCAUGCACAUACUGUACAGAAUUUUUUUAUGUCUAGUUGGUCAGUCAACCUGGUUUUCUGUCUUGCAUCUUUUCAUUGGAUGAACUCAUUUAUUUGUACAAUUUUCAGCAGUUUCUGUAGGACUUACAGGUCCUGUAAAAAAAAAUAGUGAGAUUGUUAAACAUUUCUAAUGAUUGUAUCAUUGGUCUUGGAGAAUAA